Molecule: messenger RNA, 859 nt
Organism: Macrosteles quadrilineatus (aster leafhopper)
Lineage: Eukaryota; Metazoa; Arthropoda; Insecta; Hemiptera; Cicadellidae
Product: tetra-peptide repeat homeobox protein 1-like
Exons: 2
Coding region: 214-798 (194 amino acids)
Source: RefSeq, a predicted model, not a curated record
CACUUUUGUAAGAGCAGUCGUGAGGGUCGGACACUAGGUACGCAGAAAACAGGUUACGUCAUUUAAGUAUUGAUAAACAGGUCUUCGGCAAACAGACGAUAGCUAAAGUAAACAAAGGAUUUGUUUGUACAAGACGACAGUGGGAGAAAUAUAAAAGUCGUUGUGUGUCGAGCACUCUUGUGAGAUCGGUAGUCGAAGACACAGCCUCUCAUCAUGAUUGCUCUCUCCUUUGGUGUCCUAGUUCUGAGUGCGGCCGUGUUGGCCAGGCCAGGGCCUUACCCCCAGCCCCAACCCCAGCCACAGCCCCAGCCCCACCCCAUCCCUAACGCUUACUCCAUGGCACAACCCUCAGCAUACCCGAUGCCCAACAACGGACCCACUUACCAACACGGCCCCAACAACGGCCCGACCUUCUCUCUCCCCGCCAGCGGCCCGAGUGCUUCUUGGGGUGCUCCUGCCAGCGGACCCAACCCCGGCAUGAACCACCAAGCUCCCGCCAGUGGGCCUAACCCGGGACCCCAGCCUAGCUUCGCCGCUGGACCUUUCAACGGACCCCAGCCUGGCCCUCAGCCUCAGCCCAUGCCCCAGCCCCAGCCCCAGCCUCAGCCCAGCCCCAUCGGACCCCAGAACGGCCCCAUGCCCUCCGCUGAGCCUCAUUACGGCUACGGUCUUGGUUACGGAGGUGUUGGUGUCACAGAGGAGUUCUUCUACUCCGACCCUCCCGUCCUGGUCGCCGAGGAGAUCAUCGUUCCCGAGUACGGCUACGGACUACCCGUCGGUGGCUUCGGCUAUUUGUAGAGUUGUAGUAUAGACUGUACGACUAGAAAUUAAGAUUUUGUAAAUACAUACUUAAACAUAA